AUGUCGUCGGAUCCGGACGAACCGAGCAACAAGUCUGUGAAGGAGCUCAGCAGCCUCUUCGGUAAACGAGUCACAGCCAAUAAAGGAGCUCCCGCUGCUUACGUGGCGAAACUUCACGCUGCCAAUGCGAGCGCUGGCUCCUCCAGCGAACUUCCGAAAAUCACGCGUCGGUCCUCUGGACCGGUCGUAAGCACGGAAGAUUUAAUCCGGCAUCCGUCAGGCGGUUUUCCAAGCCCGCAGUCUUACGACGGAAAUGCGUCAGAACCCAGAGACUUUAAGGACGAUCUUAAGGGGGACUUGAAGCAGGAAGCUAAAGGGCCGGCACCUGGCCGAUUAGGGCUCCGGCCGGUUGGGUCUAGCGCAGCGAAAGGCCCGCGACCAUCGUCAGAUCCUGUGGGAGGUUCCGCUGAUUCCGUCAGGGAUGGGACGAAAGAAUCGCCUCGGGAUUCCCGAACCAAGGCGAAAAGCCGCGCAGGUUCCGAGCCUGAGCCGCUAGGCUUGUCUUCCCCAGGCUCGUCCGCCAAGCCUGCUGCUGCGAAGGCGUCGCCAACUCAGCGGUCGUUUUCGCCGGGCGGGAACUACACGCGGGAAGAAAUUCGUAAGAUGGAGACGAUGCUGCGCAAGUUUGAGGAGGACCUGGAGCUGAGCAACUUCGAGCUGGCGGCGCUGAAGGCGCGGCACAUGGAGAAGGUCAGCCGGCUGAAGGUGGUGGAGGAGGAGAUCGUCAUCAGCGAGCAGCGCAACAAGAGCCUGCAGCUUGCUCUGGCUGCUAUGGAGAAGGAAAUGGCGUCUUUUGAGUCUGCCAAGGCCAAGAUGAGGAAGAAGAUGGAGGAGGAACAGGCGGCUAAGACAGAAGAAGCAAUCCGGGCAGCCCUGAAAGAUAUUGAUGACGGGCAGGUGGCUCCUCUGAAGGCUGAGGUCGAUUCUCUCCGGGCAGCCGCGGAAGUUAUGACUGCUGAGCUGGCAGCUGCCCGGGCUGCCCUGGCGGCGAAAGAGGCGGAGAUGUUGGUUGCUGAGUCAGAGAAUGAGAAGAUUUCUGGGCAGCUGAGUGAGGAAGAGACGAAUCACAAGGUGACACUUGGCGAGCUGGGGGAAGCGAGAGAAGAGGUGGAAAGGGCUCGGAAAGUGGCUGCAGAGACGGAAAAGGAGCUGGAUGAGCUUAAAACGAAACACGAGGAGGCUUGUAACGAGUUGGAGGGGCUGCAAGGGAAGCAUAAAGGGACGUGUGAGGAGCUACAAAGGCUUAAAGAGGAAAUAGAGUCACUUAGGGGUGAGAAUAAAGAGGUAACGGAGGAGUUGGAAGCGGUGAGGGGGGAGUGGGAGGCAAGGGGGAAGGAAUUAGAGGUGCUGGCGAAAGAGAAGGGGGAAAUGGAAGAGGCGAUGGAGGGUAUGAGAGGCAAGUGCGAGGAGCAAGGGAGGGAGCUGGAGCAGCUACAGCAGCUGCAUGAUAAAACGAAUAACGAGUUGCAUGUUAUGGAGGAUGGGAACGAGAAGCUGCAGAGGGAAGUGGAGGUUUUGAAGGGCGAAUUGGAAGGGGUGAGGGGAGAGAAAGGGGCGGCGGAGGGGGAGAUAGGGAAGCUGAAAGCGAGGGUUGAGGAGGCGGAGGGGGAGAUAGGGAAGUUGAAAGAGAGGGGAGAGGAGAGGGAGAGAGAGAUGGUGGCGUUGGAAGGGAGGAAUGAGGAGGCGAGGAAGGAGGCGGAGGAGUGGAAGGGGAAGCAUGCGGAGCUGGGGAAGGAGUUGGAGGAGGUGAGAAGAGCGAAAGAGGAGGAGAUACGGGAGAAGGACGAGGAAAUGCAGGCGAAGGAGGAGGAGAUUCGGGAGAAGGAGGAGGUAAUACAGGCGAAGGAGGCAGCCGUUAGAGAAGCAUUGAAAGAAGCGGAGGAUUUGAGGGAGAGAGUGGCGGAGAGAGACGGACAGGUGGGGGAGCUGGAGCAGAGGGUGGGGGACUUGCAGCAAAGGGUAGAUGAGCAGGGGAAGGAGAUUGAAGGUUUGAAGGGAGAGGUGGAGGAGGAGAGGAAGGGGAAGGUGGAGGUCGAGGCGGCUUUGGCCGCGGCUCAUGGGGAGAUGGGGGAACUGAGGGAGAGAAUUGAGGGGUUGGAAAAGGAGGUGGAGGAGGAGAGGAAGGGGAAGGGUGUGGCUGAAGGGGCGCUUGCGGUUGCUACUGGGGAGGUGGGUGCUUUGGGAGCGAAGGUUAGGGGUUUGGAAGAGAAGGUGAGGGGGUUAGAGGAGGAGGUGGAGAGGGAGAGAGGAGGGAGGGAGGAGAGGGAGAAAAAUCUUGAGAAUGUGAGGAAAGAGAGGGAUGAUCUGGUAAAGGAGAGAGAUGAGGUGAGGAGGGAGGUAGAGGAAGUGAGAGGGGAGAACGGAGAGUUGCAUGAGAGGAUAGAAGAGAUGGAAGGGAGUAUGGCGGAAUUGGGGAUGGGUAGGGAGGCGGCGGAAUUGGAAAAGGCGGAAACAGAGAGACAGCGGAAAAAGGAGAUUGCAGCAAGGGAGGCGGUUGAGAGCCAGUUGGCAGCAGCGCAGGGCGAGUUAGAGCAGAGAGUAAAGGAAGUAGAGGAAGUGACUAAAGCGAAGGGUUUGUUGGAAGAGGAGGUGAAGCAAGUGAGGGGGGAGUUGGGGGGGAGGGAGGAGGAAUUGGCAGAGCUGACGGGGAAGCAUGAGGUGCUGACGUCAGAGCACCAAGCGCUGAUGUCGGAGCAUGAGGAGCUGAAGUCAGCAAACGAGAAGCUGACGUCAGAAUGCGCUGCGCUGGCGGCAGCGCAGGCAGCUCUGGCAGUCAAGAUUGAGGAGGUGACUAUAGCGAAGGAAGGGUUGAUGAGUGAGCUUGAGGAGGAGAAGGAGGGGCGGGUGGCUGUAGCUGCUGAGCUGGCAGAAUCGUAUUCUGAUCUGGCUGGCAUCCAUGCUGAGCUGGAAGCGCUGACUGCCACGUAUGAUUCCCUGAAGAAAGAUCACGAGGCACUGAAUGAGCGGUACAGUGCGAUGAAGAGCGAUUUAGAGAGUAAGUCUGGAGAGGCAGGGGGGCUGGUGGAGGAAUUAAACAGAGUGAGGGAGGAGAGGGAUGAGGGGAAGAAGAGAGAGGAGGAGGGGAGGAAGAGAGAGGAGGAGGGAAAGAAGAGAGAAGAGGCUUUGACUGCUGAACUCGAGCAGGCACAAGGGACGGUUGAGGGGUUGAAGGGGGAGUUGGAAUCUUCCAAGAAAGAAAAUGAAGAGCUUAUAGGAAAGCUCGCCGCUACUGUUACCGAACUUGGAGCUGCCGAAGCUGCAACAGAGGCUCGGGAAGCGGAGCUGGCAGAGGUUCGGGCCGAGCUGGAGGGAGUGGCAAAGGAGAAAAGCGAGCGGGAGGAGGAGGUGGGGAAGGCGAGGGGGGAGAUAGACGUUUUGGAGAAGGAGAAAGAGGGAUUAAAGGGAGAGAUGGAGAGAUUGACCCAGGAGAAAGAGGCUCUUAUUGUGAGCCAUGCUGCUGCUCUGGCUGAGGUGGUAGCUGCCAAGGAGGGUGUGGAAGAAGAGUUGAAGAGAUGGCAGGAGAAGCAGGAGCAGACGGUGAAGGAGUUGGAGGGAGCGAGGGAGGAGGCGGAGGAGAGGAGGAGGGAGGCGGAGGGGAAGGAGAAGGAGCUGCUGGCUCGGGCUGAAGCUGCGGAGGUGCGGGUGGGUGAGCUGGAGCAGGCUCGGGACGAGGCUGCGGCUAUGGCUGGGGAGACCCAGAAAGCUUUGGAUGCUGCUAAUGAGGAGAUUGUGACUGUAAAGGGGGAGCUGGAGAAGAAGGAGGGGGAGAGAAAGGAUCUAGAUGAAGCAUUGGCAAGGGAGAGGGAUGAGAAAGAAAGGCUGAGUGCAGAGAACGAGCGGCUUAAAGAGAAAGUGGAGACGCUUUUAGAGGGGAUGGAUGGGACCAAGCAUGGGCUGGCUGCUGAGGUGUACGCCCAUGAAAAGACAAGGGAAGAGCUGGUAGAGACAAAAAAGGCUCUAGAGGAAGUGAGAGGGGAGCUAGAGGGAGUGAGGGGAGAGCUAGAGGAAGUGAGAAGGGCGUUGGAGGAGAGUGAGGAGGGAAAGAAGGAGGCGGAGGAGGAUUUGGAGGGGGCGCUUGCUGCUGAGGCUGCUGCCAGGGCGGAAGCUGCUGCUGCGUCGGCGGCAGCAGUGGCAACGGCAGCGGCUAAGGAUGGAGAGCUGGGAGAGAAGGAGCGGGAGAUCGGGCAGGUGAAGGAAGAGCUUGGGCAGGUGAAGGAGGAACUUGGGCAGGCGAAGGGUGAUGUGGAACGUUUGACUGAGGAGGUUCGGGAGAAAGAGGAGAGGAUAGCAGGGCUUGAGGAAGAGUUGAAAGAGGCUCGGGCUAGUGCCGAGGCUAAAGAGGCUGCUGCGGCUGCGGCUGCUGCUUCUGCUGCUGCUGCGGCUGCUACAGCGGCUGCUGUGAAAGAAUCCGCGAAAAUGUCUGAAGGAGAGGCGCAGAGGAAGGUGCAAGAGCUGCUGGAAAAGUUGGAGGUAUUGGAGAGGGAGAAGAGGGAGGGGGAAGAGAGGGAGGAGGGGUUGAGGGAGGAGUUGGAGGCUGCUAAGGAAGCAGAGGAGGAGGCGAGGGAAGCUGCGAGGAUGGCAGCGGGUAGGGCGAGUGAGAUGGUGGUGGUGAUGGAAGGGGAGAUGGAGGGGUUGAGAGGGAGGUUGAAGGAGCGAGAGGAGGAGGUGGAGAGGGGUAAGGAGGAGUUGGAGAAGGUGAGAGGGGAGUGGGCGGCUGAGGUGGAGCGGUUGGGGAGAGAGAAGGAGGAGGCUAUUGGGGAGGUUGAGAGGGAGAAGGAGGAGUUGCGGUGUAAGAUGGAACAGGAGAAGGGCGAAUUAGAGGAGCAGUUGAGGCAGCUUACAGAGAGGAUAGGGGAUCUGGAGGAAGGAAGGAGUGGACUGGAGGCAGCUGGGGUGAAACUGGCUGGUAGGAUCGCAGAGUUGGAGGAGGAACGGGAUCAGUUUGAAAGGGAGAGAGAUGGGGUACAGGGGGAGAGGGAUAAGCUUGAGGAGGAGAGGGGGAGAAUGGAGGAUGAGUUGAGGAAGGAGGAGGAGAGAGUGAAGGAGCUUGAUGAAGAGACGAAGGACGGUGAGGAACUGGCUCGGGCCGAAGCUGCAGAUGCUAAGCAGGCAGCGGCGGCGGCCCAAGCCGAGGCUGCCGAGGCUAGAUUAGCUGCGGAAUCGGCUUUGGCCGAAGCUGUGGAGGCUCGGGAACGUGCGGAGAAAGCGGAGGAGGAGUUGGAAGCGGUGCGGAGGGAGAUGGAGGGGUUGAGAGCGUCAGAAGCAGCAGCGAGGUCAGCAGCUGAAGAGGCCAAGUCUGGGGGUUCGGUGCGGCUUGCGGCUAGUCUUUGGCGAGCCAGGGUGAAUCAAGCGAUGGCGUCGGAGGGCGGGAUGCCGCCAACAGGGGGAGGUGGCAAGAAGGGCGGAGGCGGGUUCACUGCGCAGUUUAGAGACGUCAGCUCGGGUGGGGGGGUUCCAGCAUUCCCGGAGCCCCACAAGACGAAGGUCAACAAAGAUACUCCGCCUGAACCUGAGUCCGCCAAGUGUGGAUGUGUCAUACUCUAA
Molecule: messenger RNA, 5544 nt
Organism: Closterium sp. Yama58-4
Lineage: Eukaryota; Viridiplantae; Streptophyta; Zygnematophyceae; Desmidiales; Closteriaceae
Source: the annotation of a GenBank genome assembly